CCCCAACAAAAAGCCACACCCCGCCCCGCCAACUUACGUUUAAACCAGCCCCGCCUCCUCCCUCCAUCUCUGCACCGGCCCACCUGCGAUCGUCCCCAAGCCCGGCCUUCGCCGUCGUCCACUCUCACUGCCCGGACCUUGGCUUAACUCCGGGCUUGACUUUCUGUCUCUGCUCCGGUCUCCUCGCUGGUCCGGACUCCGCCCCUCUCUUAGAUUGUCCGUCUAGACUUGAGCUCCUUAAAUCCCUCCGCUGAAGCUCUUCCCUCUCCUGCCUAGUCCAGUGGGGGACUACGAGGGCCCGAGUUAUAGACGAGAAACAGAGGCUUUGCAAGGCUAAGUCACUCUCCAGGUCCCCAAGGCUGUCCGACCCCAACCAGGCUCUUGGCCACUGCAGGACAGCUGCUUGCCAGCCAGCGCCCACCCCUCCGCGAGAAGCAAAGCACACAGUAGGCGUUUCAAGAGUUAGUCCAGGAGUGGAAAGAGGGCGUGAGAUCCCAAGUGUCGGUGUCCUUUCACGAACGGGAUAAAUUGCGGGCUGCGGAUCCCGUUCGCCCCAGCCUCAGUUCGGUGCUAAACUCCCAUCGUUUCCACGGAGGCGGUUCCCUUCGUUGGGCAACAGCGGAGUCUACUUCCGCCUCCGCGCGAUGCUUUCUGGCCUCAGAGGCCCCCGUAGCCCCGCCCACCAGCAAGGCGGUCCUCGAGCAACGACAUUUCUGUGGCCGGCAUGAAGCCACCGCAGCGGCGGCGAACGGCCCCGGCGUGCUAUCUGUCUGAGGAGACCGGCCCCACGGCCUGGACCACCCGAGAAAAGCGGCAUCUACUGCGACUCCUGCAGGCGCGGCGGGGCCAACCGGAGCCGGACGCGGCCGAGCUGGCCCGGGAGCUGCCGGGCCGGAGCGAGGCUGAGAUCCAGCGCUUCCUCCAGCAGCUCAAGGGCCGCGUGGUCCGCCAGGCCAUUCAGAAGGUCCACCCACGGCGCCGGGACGCACAGACCCCAGCCCCCAUAGAAGUCUGGACGGAUCUGGCCGAGAAGAUAACCGGUCCGCUGGAAGAGGCCCUGACAGUGGCUUUCUCGCAGGUGCUCACCAUCGCUGCCACAGAACCAGGGCCCUUGGCUCUGGCCCUGAGGCUCCUGGCUCUGACCCUGGAGCACCUGUCCCUGUCCCUGGGGCUCCUGGCUCCACCACGGAGAUGUCUUGCUCUGCCACCAAGGCUCCUGGUCCCGCCCUUCCUGGCCCUGGGGCUCCUGGCUCUGGCCCUGAGGCUCCUGGCUCCGCCCCUGGAGCACCUGGCCCUGUCCCUGGGGCUCCAGGCUCCACCCCUGAGAUGCCUGGGGAGCCCGCCGCCUGGGGCCCAGGACAUUGGGACUGGCUCCAAAGGGCCAGAGGGGCUUGGCCCGACCACUCCCCACGCCGGAGAGAAUGCGGGGCUCAGCGACCUGAGGCCAGCCUGGCGAGCAGCCGGGAUCUGCCCGCUGAACCCGUUCCUGGUGCCACUGGAGCUCUUAGGCAGGGCAGCGUCCCCUGCGAGGUGAAAGGCACAGUGGAAGUCCUGCCUCGGCCCUUGGGCUGUCCCAAGAUCCGGUCAUGGUGGAAGGUCUGUGACAUGGAGCACCAGUGGCCUUUAAAAUGCCCAUUACACGGGGAUCACAGAAAUGGAACCACGGCUGUACAGACGGACGGCUCGGACAGCGAACAGCCUGAGGGGCUGUACCUACAAGCGGUGACAUGCUGGACAGGCGAGCAGACGGGCUGCCCGCCCCAGUCCCAAGCCUUGCCAUGCCUUGUUCUCUGCCAGGGGCCAGGACUGGCCCUGCACCCUGGUGUCCUUGCUGUUCCCUCCCCACCCCUCCCUGUCCUUCAGGGCCAGCAUCUCCCGGCCCUCUACCUGUCCCUCCUGUGAUCACUCCUGUAUGCCCUGCCACCACAACCCGUCACCGCCAAUAAAGUUCCCACCA
This is a messenger RNA of Tupaia belangeri chinensis (Chinese tree shrew), 1957 nucleotides long. RefSeq names its product small nuclear RNA activating complex polypeptide 2 (gene SNAPC2). Gene Ontology annotation, cellular component: nuclear body. Gene Ontology annotation, molecular function: RNA polymerase II general transcription initiation factor activity. Lineage: Eukaryota; Metazoa; Chordata; Mammalia; Scandentia; Tupaiidae. The transcript is spliced from 6 exons. The record is from RefSeq and is a predicted model, not a curated record. Gene Ontology annotation, biological process: snRNA transcription. Bases 725 to 1534 code for a protein of 269 amino acids.